Funneliformis caledonium is the source of this 130-nucleotide messenger RNA. NCBI's taxonomy places the organism in Eukaryota, Fungi, Glomeromycota, Glomeromycetes, Glomerales, Glomeraceae. The record is from the annotation of a GenBank genome assembly.
UGAUAAUGAUAAAAAUAGUGUUAAAUAUGAUAAUGAUAGUGAUUAUAAUAUUAGUAAUAAUGAUUGUAAUGAUAAUGAUAGUAGCUAUAAUAGUGAUGAUAGUAAAGUUGUUAGUAGUAGAAGUGAUUAA